This is a messenger RNA of Hibiscus syriacus, 1193 nucleotides long. Its product is annotated as receptor protein kinase TMK1-like. NCBI's taxonomy places the organism in Eukaryota, Viridiplantae, Streptophyta, Magnoliopsida, Malvales, Malvaceae. The transcript has 2 exons. Bases 363 to 1193 code for a protein of 276 amino acids. Gene Ontology annotation, biological process: protein phosphorylation. Gene Ontology annotation, molecular function: ATP binding; protein kinase activity. The record is from RefSeq and is a predicted model, not a curated record.
GCUGGGUCGAGCAUUGCAGGUGGGAACGAGACUUUCACCCACACAUGCAGUGCCCCUAGUGAUUUUCAUGUGGUUGAGGCUGGUAACAUGGUGAUCUCCAUUCAAGUUUUGAAGAAUGUGACAAAUAAUUUUAGUGAGGAAAACGUGCUCGGAAGAUGUGGUUUCGGUACAGUUUACAAAGGGGAAUUACAUGAUGGGAUGAAGAUUGCAGUGAAAAGGAUGGAGUCUGGUGUUUUGACUGAGAAGGUUUGGCCGAGUUCAAGUCCGAGAUUGCGGUUCUUACUAAGGUUCGUCAUCGCAACUUGGUGGCACUCCUUGGAUAUUGCUUGGAUGGAAAUGAGAGGCUUCUUGUUUAUGAAUACAUGCCUCAAGGGACCCUUAGCAGGCACCUAUUCAACUGGGAGGAUGAAGGGUUGCAACCACUUGAAUGGAUGAGACGACUUACAAUCGCACUCGAUGUGGCUCAAGGUGUCGAGUAUCUACAUGGUCUAGCACAACAGAGUUUCAUUCAUCGAGAUCUUAAGCCAUCUAAUAUUCUUCUUGGAGAUGAUAUGCGUGCCAAAGUUGCAGAUUUUGGCUUGGUUCGUCUAGCUCCUGUUGAUGGUAAACAGUCUAUCGAAACAAGACUGGCAGGAACAUUUGGAUAUUUGGCACCAGAGUACGCAGUCACCGGACGAGUGACCACGAAGGUGGACGUCUUUAGCUUCGGUGUGAUCCUCAUGGAAUUGAUCUCAGGCCGAAAGGCACUUGACGAAACUCAGCCCGAGGAGAGUUUGCAUCUUGUGACAUGGUUCCGUAGGAUGUACAUAAACAAUGACACAUUCCGAAAAGCCAUUGACGAAACCAUUCAGCUCGAUGAGGAAACACUUGCAAGCAUUAGCACAGUGUCAGAGUUGGCUGGCCACUGUUGUGCAAGGGAGCCCCACCAAAGACCGGACAUGAGUCAUGUUGUCAACGUGUUAUCAUCACUAGCAGAGGUCUGGAAACCUGCCGAACCCGAUUCAGAUGAUGUAUAUGGCAUAGAACUUGAAUUGACUUUACCACAAGCGUUGAAAAAAUGGCAAGCAUUCGAAGGAAACAGCAAUCUGGAUGACUCAUCAUCAUUUCUGACCAGUACAGACUCUACACAGACCAGCAUCCCGUGCCGGCCAUCCGGGUUUGCGGAUUCAUUCGCAUCCGCAGAUGCUCGAUAA